ACUUGUGUUUAGUAUAACGUGAGUCAAUGCGGAAGUUGUAACUCGGUUCAGCAGCAGAGACACAAAGCAGGGAGAGAGAGAGAGAGAGUUCAACUUCGCAGCUGGAAACUUUAUUUCUCUUAAAACCGGAAGAAACCUGAACGCGCCGUCAUGACCUCUGGAGUUUACGCCCCCACCACGAUCUCGGACCCCAAAUCCUCGUGCUUCAUUGUUCCAUCGGAACACCUGGAUAAGGUCCACUUUGUGAUCAAGAUCUGCCAAGUGCUGCUCUCCUUCGUGGCCUUCAUCCUGGAGGAGGUGGUGAACAGCUGCUUCAACUGCACCGCGCUCUACUUCUUUGAGUUCAUCAGCUGCACGGCGUUCCUCUUCACCCUGCUGCUCCUCAUCCUCCUCUCCACAAACCUGCACUCCCGAGUGGGCAUCACCUGCUGGCCGUGCCUGGACUUUGUGUACACUGGUGGCAUCGCCGUGUUCUUCCUCAUCGCCUCCAUCGUUUUUGCCGCAGAAAACGGAAACACGUCGAUGGAGAAAACUGCUGUGGCGUUCGGCUUCAUGGCGUCCUUGGCGUAUCUCCUCGACUUCGGCCUGUUCCUGAAAAAUCGUGGGUUUCCCUUUAAAAAGGACGGGAAGCCGGAGCCCAGUAACGGCGUCGCUGUGCCAGCCAACGCUCCAGAGACGGAGAAACUGGCGCCGGCGCCCAACGGGCCAGAAGAGGUCUGAUUUAAACGUUCCCCCGUGUGCAUUCGUACGCUGCACGCCGAGGUCAGAGAUUAUUUUGCGCACUAUUCCUUUAAGAUGACGACGAGGGGCGGAGCUUCUGCGGCCGACAGCUGACCUGGUUUAUUAAGUCGUUUCAUAUCCUGUUUAUCCUUCCACGCCACGUGCUGCACUGAUCAGUACAUGAAAAAUAUAACCAAUCACAGCGCAGAGCGCCCGAGCUCAGUUUGAGUUUUAAGAGAGAACGCACACAUUGUUUCAAAACAGGAAGUCUGUUUCUUAUGUUUGACGUAUUUUCAGGUUUUAAAUUUCUUAAAGGGUCGUUCUUUUUACAUCUCGUCUUACCUCAGUAGAGACGUCUUCUGUCCCGCUGAUUCAAACGUCUUAAUCACUUUGUUUUUAAUUUAAUUUGUGUGAAGGAAAUGAAGCCUGAACAUGAGCGGUUAGUGUUUAUUAACGGCGCUCUUUGUGCCGGCAGCGAGCGCCACAGUCUGUAAAUAUCAACGUUUUAUUUUUAGAGGUUUUUUGGGUUCAAAGUUCAAACAUUUCCAACGUCUCAGCCAGCGUCUCCUCAUUGUUGUCGACCAACCUGAAAUCAGAAGUCCCGCCAAAUUCUUGAUCCUGAUUGGUCUGUGGGGGAGAAGGGACAGUCAUCGGAGGCUCGAGUCCUCCAAGCAUCGGGUUCAAAUCCGACCAGUGACUCCUUUCCUGCAUGUCAUUUCCCACAAGAUGUUUUCUGUUUUGUUUUUUGGGACUUCCGGCGCUCUGUAGAAAACCCACCAAGCUUUCAUUUUAUUUGCAGGUGAACGCAUGUUGAAGAACACGUUCCCCUCGGCCUCCAAAGACAACGAUCAUGAUUAUUUUAAUCCAUGUUUUUAUUUUGAUGCCCAGGACAUGAAGCGGACUGCAAGACUUCUCAGAGGUCUCAUGUUUCUACUUUUCUGAUUAAAUGACGUCAUUAAGGCGUAAAAAUCAAAACGUCCAAUGAGUGAAAUCUGCUGCAAGAUAUUCAAAUGAAUGGGAACAGUCACGAGAUGGAGAAGUGGGACGUUGAUGUUUUAUGAAACGGAGACAGAUCCGUCUGAGUGCAGAAGGCUUAAAACCUGAACGAUGGCCGUCACAGAUUCAAACCUUCUCACAGACUGAUGAAUGAAUGAAUAAUAACUUGACAAUCACAGAUCAUUUUCCUAACCAAUCAGAGCACACUGGAAGAACGUUCUGUCAGAUGAUCCCAGAUAUGUUUUUUUUUAUAUUCCAGUAUUUUUUACCUUCAAACGUUCGAGACAGUAAAGUUUAUUAUGUAGAAAUAAAAAGCCUGUGGUAGAUAUAUAAAUCUAUAUGUUCAUGAUCUCUUCUAUCGUGUGCCUGUUUUCUACACCUUUAACACCCAUUACAGUUUAUAACAGAUCUCACUUUGUCUGUGAGCAUGUUUGAUAUCUGAUCAUUUUAUCAUCCUGUCGUUUAAUAAACAGAUUUUCAAGGAAUAAA
This is a messenger RNA of Labrus mixtus (cuckoo wrasse), 2205 nucleotides long. It is a transcript of the gene cmtm6, whose product is annotated as CKLF-like MARVEL transmembrane domain containing 6. The transcript is spliced from 5 exons. Bases 151 to 720 code for a protein of 189 amino acids. Gene Ontology annotation, cellular component: membrane. The record is from RefSeq and is a predicted model, not a curated record. Lineage: Eukaryota; Metazoa; Chordata; Actinopteri; Labriformes; Labridae.